Molecule: messenger RNA, 2079 nt
Organism: Platichthys flesus (European flounder)
Lineage: Eukaryota; Metazoa; Chordata; Actinopteri; Pleuronectiformes; Pleuronectidae
Exons: 6
Coding region: 1-2079 (692 amino acids)
Source: RefSeq, a predicted model, not a curated record
AUGUGCGUGACAGGUGUCCCACUGCGGUCCCCCCCGCUACAUGGAGCCCCACAUCCUGGGCUGGAGGCCUCUCAUGCUCAAGCUCAGGCUCAUUUGAAGUAUCCUCUUCCUGAGGCCACCCCCGAUGACGUCAAUGUGCUCCCCGUGGCCCUCGCUCAGCUCCCUGUGGCCCUCCCUCAGCUCCCCGUGGCCGUCCCUCAGCUCCCCGUGGCCCUCGCUAAGGUCGCUAAGGUCCCUCAGCUCCCCGUGGCCCUCCCUCAGCUCCCUGUGGCCCUCGCUAAGGUCCCUCAGCUCCCUGUGGCCCUCGCUCAGCUCCCAUUGGCUCCUGCAGAAUGUUCCACUGCCACUAAAGCAUCAAGUGAGCAAAAUAAAUUCUGUUGUCCUCAUUGCAAGUUGAUUUUAAACAAAAAAAACUUCAAAACACACAGCAGGAGAAAACACACCAACCUCCUUGAGACAAUAACGAAGGACAGAUUUUUGGCCUGUCAGUGUAUCGAUGGCACACAUGGUGUGUUUGCAGUUGAAAAAUCUUUUUGUGGUCCUGCAACACCCAUACAUGUAAUCAAGAAUAUGUGGGGGCCAGCACAGAAGAUCAUCUGUGAGGUCGACCAGUGUCGUUUGAAUGCUGACUUUGCUCAAAGGAGCGGGAUGUUGCCUUUCGAGUGUCACCACAUCCAAUCAUUAUUGUAUUGCCCACGCACUGACGGUCAAACCGUGACACUUCCAGGUGAGGCCUUGGAAAGAAUGGUGGAAAACAAGUGGUUUGGUGAGGAGCGUAAGGCCGGCCUCUUGCGUUUCCAAAAAAAUGCUGAUGCUGAGGGUGUGCCUCUGUCUGUGCACUUGACUGUAGGUGGUCCACCAUCUAAAUUUCAUAUAUCUGUUUAUGAAAAAAAGGUAACAUACCACAGCAGGUUGGGAAGAGUUAUUGUGGCAUAUGAUGCAAAGCAAAACACCUGGCAUUGUCCCUGCUCUAAAGCGAGACAAUCCUGUAUCCAUAAAGCUGUUGCUAAAUGGCAUCUGUUUGUAACAAAGAGGGAGCUUUUUAGGAAGGUGAAGAGCACAGAGGAAGAGACACUUAAUCUUACCGAGAUCAGCACAGUCCAAUACGACAGCGACUCUGAGGACAAUUAUCCACCAGAUGACAGAAAAAUCGCAAGGACGCUUAAAUACCUCCUCAACAACAAAAAGCUCCCGGCAAAUAUACCCCAGGCUCUCAUAGAGCAGUCGAGAGAGGGGAGAAGAGACGACAGCUUUCCUAAGCACCUUAUCCCCAGAGAAACAAAGUGUGUAGAAUGUGAAUACACACUCUGUGAACAUCUGAUAACAGCGAAAGGCAAGAUCCUGACAAGCACAGGUGUAGUUGAAGGAAUAUCAACAUACAGGAAAUCAUGCCUGAACUGUGGCAUGAUUUACAGAUACCAGGAGUGGGAGGAGGGUAUCCACAACUUUGAUGACCACAUCAUCCUGUCUCUGCACUUGUGCCUGAUGGUCAGGAAUGCACUACAGACCCAUACAGCUAUCAGCAAAGUGAUAGCAAUUAUAGAGACAACGGAAAAGGUGUCCUUUCCAAACAAAGAAAGAGUAUUGCAGGCAUACCUCCACUUUGAGGCCCUGACCGACCAUGAAUACACGUACAGUUGUGUGUCAUGUGGAAACAACCCAGCAGUUGUUGUUAUUGACCUCCACAGAAAAGGGGUUUUCAAUAUGCCAGUGAGUGACAUCCCAAGUCCACCUGAUGGCUAUGAUGGAAAUGUUGACAUGGACCAUUUCUGGAACACUGUGGCCACAGAAAUGCUCAGUCGGGGAUUAAUUCCAUGUAAGUCUCGUCAAAAGACAGAACAGCUAAAGAACAGUGCAGCACUGUGGGUCGAAAUUGCUGCAGAGUGCACCUACAGACUCCAAGACUUUCCCAUGGACAUCACCAUUGGAAAUGAGCAGUUCCUCCUUAGGGGCGUUGUUCAUUUUACUCCAGGGCAUGACUGGCAAGCUAUGGGACACUAUGUGGCAUUCUGCAGGAGGAUUCGGUCUGGAGAGGAAGAAACCCGGGAUGACAGCCAAACCUUCUGUCCCAGCUGGUAG